Danaus plexippus (monarch butterfly) is the source of this 3563-nucleotide messenger RNA. It is a transcript of the gene Clbn, whose product is annotated as ribosome quality control complex subunit NEMF homolog. The transcript has 18 exons. Gene Ontology annotation, biological process: ribosome-associated ubiquitin-dependent protein catabolic process; rescue of stalled cytosolic ribosome. Gene Ontology annotation, molecular function: ribosomal large subunit binding; tRNA binding. Bases 182 to 3190 code for a protein of 1002 amino acids. Gene Ontology annotation, cellular component: RQC complex. The record is from RefSeq and is a predicted model, not a curated record. Lineage: Eukaryota; Metazoa; Arthropoda; Insecta; Lepidoptera; Nymphalidae.
AAUAUUUGGAAUAUCGAGAUAAUUCAUAUUUGUCGUUUGCGAUAAUACACUCGGCUUUUCGGCUUUCCUUUAAUACGUGAAUGCUUUGCUUAUUGCUAUAAUGAGAAUAUAGUUAUAAAGCUGACUUGAAAAUUAUUCAAGUUCUUUUAAAGGAUAUAUUUAGUUGAAAUUUUUAACCAAAAUGAAGACAAGAUUUAAUACUUACGAUAUUGUGUGUAUGGUGUCGGAACUGCAAAGACUGGUGGGUAUGCGAGUUAACCAGGUGUAUGAUAUUGAUAACAAGACAUAUGUGAUCCGACUGCAGAGGUCUGAAGAGAAGGCUGUGCUGCUGCUGGAGUCAGGGAACAGGUUCCACACAACACAGUUUGAAUGGCCCAAGAAUGUAGCUCCAUCUGGGUUUACUAUGAAGCUUAGGAAACAUCUUAAGAACAAGCGUCUCGAGAAGCUGAGCCAGCUGGGCAUUGACAGGAUAGUUGAGCUACAGUUCGGUAGCGGCGAGGCCGCGUAUCAUGUUAUACUGGAAUUAUAUGACCGCGGUAACAUAGUUCUCACAGACUGCGAGUGGACGAUACUGAAUGUACUACGUCCGCACGUCGAAGGUGAUAAAGUAAGGUUUGCAGUCAAAGAAAAGUAUCCUCUUGACAGAGCCAAAACAGACUAUGCAGCACCAAAUGAAGGUGCUCUCAAGGAGAUAUUAGGAAAGAGCAAACCUGGUGAUAACCUCAAGAAAAUACUUAAUCCUAAUUUAGAAUAUGGUGCAUCAAUAAUAGACCAUGUCCUGCUGCAAAAUGGUCUGUCUGGUAAUUUAAAGAUAUCACAGGAUCCUAACAAAGGAUUUUAUGUGGAAAGGGAUUUGGGAAUGCUAGCAAAUGCACUAAAACAAGCUGAGACAAUGAUUGAGAAUGGAAAGAAUCAAAUGGCUAAGGGUUAUAUAAUCCAAAAGAGAGAAGAUCGACCAAAUCAAGAUGGCGGCCCGGACUUCUUCCUCACCAACCAAGAGUUCCAUCCCCUGCUGUAUCUCCAGAACAAAGACCAGGUGUACGUGGAGUAUGAAACCUUUGACAGAGCCGUCGAUGAGUUCUAUUCAGCUCUGGAAGGACAGAAAAUUGAUCUUAAGACGAUUCAAGUUGAACGUGAAGCUAUGAAGAAGCUCCAGAACAUCCGCACCGAUCACGAGAAGAGGCUCAGCAACUUGGAGAAGGUUCAGCUUGAGGACAGGAGGGCGGCGGAGAUGAUAGCUAGGAAUGAACCGCUCGUCGAACAAGCGCGGCUCGCCAUACAGACGGCCAUAGCUAACCAGAUGAGUUGGGAUGACAUCAAGCUGUUAGUGAAAGCGGCUCAAGACAACAAGGAUCCCGUGGCGUCAGCCAUAAAACAGCUGAAGCUGAACACCAACCACAUUACGUUGUUGCUCAAGGACCCGUAUGAUGAUGAUGAUGAUGAUGAUGAUGACGAUGAUGAUGACGAUGACGGCGGCGGGGACAAGGAGAGGCUGGAACCAAUGAUGGUUGAUAUCGAUCUGUCUCUGACUGCCUUCGCUAACGCUAGACGUUACUACGAUCAGAAACGCAGUGCUGCCAAGAAGCAGCAAAAGACGCUGGAGUCAGCGGACAAAGCUUUGAAGAGUGCUGAGAAGAAAACUAAACAGACGCUGAAGGAGGCUCAGGCCAUCAGCAGCAUCAGCAAGGCGAGGAGGAACUACUGGUUCGAGAAAUUCUACUGGUUCAUAUCAUCCGAUAACUACUUGGUGAUAGCCGGUCGUGACCAGCAGCAGAACGAGUUGCUAGUGAAGCGUUAUAUGCGGUCUACAGACGUGUACGUCCACGCGGACGUGUCCGGGGCUUCGUCGGUGGUGAUUAAAUGUCCCUCGGGGCCUCCGCCCCCACGAACGCUCAGUGAAGCGGGACAAGCGGCCGUCGCAUACAGUGUCGCAUGGGAAGCGAAAGUCCUGACUCGUGCGUGGUGGGUCCACGGACACCAGGUGUCCAAGUCAGCUCCGACAGGUGAAUAUCUGUCAACGGGCUCCUUCAUGAUCCGCGGCAAGAAGAACUACCUGCUGCCUGAACACCUGCAGUUCGGAUUCAGCUUUAUGUUCCGGCUUGAAGAUAGUUCCAUCGACCGUCACCGCGACGACCGGAAGGCUGUUCAAGCUGAUGAUGCCAGUGACGUCACAUCCGUCAUCAGCGCGGACGAACAGGAGAUUGUUGUGUCGGAUGACGACGAACCUUCAGAUAACGAGGAUAAGGAGAAAAAAUUAAAUACAAUAGCCGAAGAAGUAACGAAAAUAGAUCUAGAAGAUAAUACAGAAGAAAAACCUAAGGAGACAAAUGACAAAGAUUUGGGCCACAAAGAUUCAGAUGGUAACGAGAACGAAUUAAAAAUUAAAGAGGAUUUGAAAAAUGAAGACAGCGAGUCUGAUGACGAAACAGGAGUAUUACACACACACGUGAAGGUGGACCACGCUACGGGCGAGGUGUUCGUGGCCUCCAAGACACGGACCAUAUCCGAAAUGUCUGAUAAAAGCGAAGAACCCAUGACCUUCCCCAGUCUGCCCAAGAAGGGAGGCAAAAAACCCCAAAAGGAAGUUAAGAAGAGAGAAGAAGUUAAAGAGAAGCAAGGACCCAAACGAGGGCAGAAAGGAAAGCUGAAGAAGAUAAAAGAGAAAUACAAGGACCAGGACGAGGAAGAUCGCGCGCUCAUGAUGGAGAUACUCAAGCCGGAUAAAAGCGCCAAGGAGACGAAGAAAGCCCAGAAGCAGGUCAGCAAGAGUAAACAGAAGCAGGCCAUCAAGAAGAUACCACAACCGGCUCCCGUACUGCUGGAGGCGGAGUCAGACGACGAACCGGCCCCGGACAAUGAGCCCGAGGCGGAGCCCGCAGCGGACGCAGACGCGGAACUCCUGUGUCAGCUGACGGGAGCUCCGCUCGAUGAGGACGAACUGCUGUUCGCGGUGCCUGUGGUGGCGCCCUACUCCUCGUUACUCCAAUACAAGUUCAAAGUGAAGCUAACCCCUGGCAACAACAAGAAAGGUAAAGCUGCCAAGACAGCCGUCCAGGUGUUCCUCCGUGACAAAAACACCAGCUCCAGGGAGAAGGACCUGCUGAAGGCUGUCAAGGAGGAAAACAUCGCCAGGAACUUCCCCGGGAAAGUGAAGCUGUCCGCACCACAGCUACAUAAACAUAAGAAAUGAUAUUAGCCUAGGUCAAUGUGAAGGAACCUGUCCCCUUACUGCUUAAUACUGUUCUGUAUAUAAUGUUGACAGAUUGUGUCUGUUUAAUAAACACAUACAAAAUAAAAAAAAAUAUGAAAUAGGUAUUAAAAGUGGGAUACAAUAUUUUCAAAAAAUUAAAUUUUAAUAAAAAUACGUGCACAAUAAAGAAGCCGCCGCCGCCGCGUCGUCACGAAUCAUUCUGGCAACACCGCACUAGUUAUCUCGACUACAAUUUUCAUUUGUGAGAAUUUCUUAUUCAUUGUUACAGUAGCUCCGUUACUACACAUAUAUUAUAAUGGUAUAACUGUUGCCGUGUUUUUUAAUUGGAAAUAAAGAUUUUAAUGUAAAUAAA